AUGCAUCGCCCGUCCACCACCCUACAAAACAGCGGACUGGUUUCGGUCGAACCGACCAGCCGAACGAACCCCGAUCGUCCCCGCCUCUGCCGCGAGACGAGUUGGCGCCGCGGAACGCGACGGACGCGGAAAAAAAGCGCUUAUGAUUUUUUGCGAAUUUGAUUAGGAUCUGCGGAAUUUAGCCAUCUACACAAACAUUCGCACGGCACUCGGCGUUGCGCGUGUCUCCACACCCGAUCAGGCGGUUGAUUGUGGCUGCACGAUGAAGUCGUUAAUCUUGCUCACGGCACUGCUCUCCGCCACGACAGGUAGGCGACCUUAACGCGGUUGAAUUGGCGAUGCUUUUGUGUGCUUUGUGCGGAAUGGAGCUUGUGCCAAGGGAAUUGGGUGUUGAGCUACCGGUGGCCGAAAUUUUCGCUCCAAUUUUGACAAGACUUACAAGGGAAGUACCCCAAGUGCGACGCUCAGAUUUUGAUGAAACUUGGCACAAAUUAAGAAUAAUUUUUUUCUAAGACAUAUGCGAGAAUCCAAGCUCGCGCUUUGCAGAAACAACCGAGAUUUUUAGAUCGAAAGUCGGCGAAAAUUUAGGCCUUUUUGCCGAAUUUCUGCAUGAAAAGUUUCAUGCCUAUUUCAACCGUAAACGAUAAUGUUCUACAAAAAAUCAAAUUUUUCCCCACGAAACUGCCAAAGUGAUGGCCAAAAGCGCUUUUCUCUCUGACCGCUCUCCACGUUUAGCGUGCUCUCUCGGCGGCAAAAAUCGUUCGAUAUCUCGAUGGCGCUUGCAAAGCGCGAGCUAAAACUUUUAGGAAUUGAUAUUUAGUCCAUCCCCGACGUGUGUGCAAAAUUUAAAGAAAAUCUGAGCGUCGCACUUGGAGUACUUCCCCUGUUAGCGAAAACUUGGACUAUCAUUUUUUAAAAGCAUUAGACAGUGUUUUAACUUGUUUUUUAAUACUAGCUCGCCCACAAAGUCGCUGGACUGAUUUUUGCGACAUGCACUGUGCGAAAACAAAAGUUCACUUUUCACUGUGCAAUUUCUUGGUUUUUGCACCGUGCAAUAGGCUUUUUUGGGUUGUCGCUAGCAUCCUGUCUUUUUUCGCACAGCGAAAGCGCUAAAAAUAAUAACUCCGGCGACUUUCCGGACGGCCCAGCAGCCCAAAUUUUUUCGCUUUGAUUUUGACAAAACUCGGCGAAAGCUGAGGUCUUAAUUUAUGUUGGAUAGAGCCGAUAACUAAUAAUUUAAUUAGCUUCCACUCUACAACCGAGAUAUCCGGGAAGCCAAGAUAUUCAACAAAGUUUUCCGAGAGAGUAUGCAAAACGCGGAGAGCGGUCGAUGAAACUUUCCGGCCAUGUUAUUUGCCAGACUUGUACGGAAAAAAUGGAUUUUUUGUGGGAAUAUUACCCUUUGCGGAAACAGUCUAGGCUCCUUUUCCUGCCAAAAUUCGCAAAAGCCGUCAUUCUUCGCUAAAUUUCGAUAAAACGUCUCCGUUGUUCCUGUAAAUGCUAGCUAGGAGGAUUGCAUGUCUUUAAAAAAAAAUGAGGAUAAAUUUGUGCUAUCUUUCAUUAGAGUUUGAGCGUCGUACUUGGAGUUAUAUAUAUAUACUUGUUCGUCCGGAAAAUCGCCGGUUUGAAAUCAGCGACUGUGUGAAAACAAAAGUUCACUUUUCACUGUGCAAUUUCUUCCUUUUUGCACCGUGCAAUAGGCUUUUUUCGGCUGUGAUGCUUUUUUUGCGCAGAAAAAAAUGCUAAAAAUCUGUUCAGUGACUUUCCGGACGGACAAGUAUGCAAAAAAUUCAUGCGCGGAUGUACUUUAUUCCUCUGGCUUGAUCGUCGGAUAGGUUGCAUAUUUUCCCGGAUAUGUGUAACAUGAAACACAUCAGUUUCCGCUGUCACAAACCCAUCCAGUUUUUCAAAGAUUGCCCUCUCUCUCUGCUUCCUUUUUUUGACAAUCUUUGAGAGCUUAUUAAUAAUUGAUCGCAAUGACAUACCCGCCGAUCCGCAUUCCUCUUCCUCUUCCCGGUCGCUUCGUUCGUCUUGAUCACGCGCUUCUUUUUCAGUUUCCGCGACACCCUCGAGUUUGUGCGCGGACGGGAAGUCGCUGCCGUUGCUGGUGGGCAAGGGCGACAUCUACGCGUGCGCUCGCGAAUGUCCCGACGGCUUCGCGUGCGAGAAGGAGGACAGUGAUGAGGUGGGCGUUUGCUGUCCCAAUCUCCAACAUCUCAGCGAGCUGUACGGCGGCGAGCACAACGAGAGCGCCAAAGUGGACUUCCAGAAGAGUGCGCAGCAGAAGAGUGGCGGCGAAAAGGAUGAGAAGGAGAUCAGGAGAGCGCCGGGAAGGGCUCAACGCGGUCAGUUUGCUUAUAAAACUUGCUUAUUUUUAUCAGUUUGUCGGGAAAAUAACCAGUACAAGGCGUAUUCUAGGCGGUGAUACGAUUUUUGAUGCGACAGAGGGCUCAUUAUUUUCCCGACAGAAUGAUUGAUUUUUGGUUUGCCAGAAAGCCUUAAUUGAAAAGAAUAAGGUGUGACAUGUUAUACGAUGAAAUUUUUUUUUCAAAUGGAAGAAAUGGGGUGUGACAUGUUAUACGAUGAUUUUUUUUCAAAUUGAAAAAAUGGGGUGUGACAUUUUAUACAAUGAAAUUUUUUUUCAAAUUGAAAAAAUGAGGUGUGACAUGUUAUACGAUAAAAUUUUUUUUUCAAAUUGAAAAGAAUAAGGUGUAACAUGUUAUACCAUGAAAUUUUUUUUUCAAGUUGGAAAAAUGAGGUGUGACCUGUCAUACGAUGGAAAUUUUUUUCAAACUGAGAAAAAUUGGGAGUGACAUCUUAAUUUAAAAAAAAAUUAUCGUAUAACAUGUCACACCCCCUUUUUUCAAUUUUCAAGCUGGGGGAGUGUUCAGGCUCAACCGUUUGAAACGGCCAAAAAAUUUGUUUUUUAACUCUUAUUACUCACAAGAAAACCCACAAAAAAAAUCCAUUUCAGUUCUCUUAAAUCAUGAACCCUCGCAUGACGUCAUUGCUCCUCCAUCAGCUUUGCCUUUACCCAUUCCCCCACCAAAUCCGGGGGUGCUAUGCGAACGUCAGAAGUUCAAGACCACCUGUGAAGUGAAAGGGUUCGUCAAGGCCACUCAAUUCGUUGUCCGUUGGUAUGUCCAGAACGGGAAAUGCCACUCGUAUCCGUACGGGUUCUGCCCCGGCACGCGCGUGGAAAACGACUUCACAUUGCGCACCAAGGACGACUGUGAGCUGCUGUGUUUGACGCCGGCGGAGUUCCGGCACUCCGACCUGUUCGACUUUUUGGCUACCGCGGACGGAGCGGUCACGCAACAGCCCGAGUUCGAGUCGUUGGACGAGCUGCCCGGAAAUGAUUUGGGGGUGGACUUGGAGGUGAAGACGGAAGUUAUUCCGUCGAAUGAUGCUGAGCAAGUCUUACAGAGUAAGUGGGGGGUUUUUGAGGGAGAAGAUAUAGGUUGGAUAAUAAGUUAUGGCCAUUUUCUUGCAAAAGUUUGAAGUCGAUUAUUUUCUAGCUAAGAAUCCUCCUUAGUUCAACAUACUUAUAGACUAAUACAGGGCUUCUCGAAGUUUCAUCUAGGGUGUAUUGCUAAGCCUUACGACACAGCCGAGAUUUUCUAUAGCUAAAAACUCGGAAGUGCCCCGAUUUUGACAGGGUACGAAGCAACUCAAGUCACGUCCCUUAUCCAAUGGCCCAGGAUUCAGCUAGCUUUACCUACAGGGUGUACCAAAAAAAUGGAAACUUGUUUUUAUAGCUAUAUUUUUUCGGAGAAUCAAAAUUCAGCAAAAGUAACGGUCAUGAUUGGUAACAUAGAGCAUGGUUUAUAACAUGUUCAACCUUUUUCACAGUGGCUGCCUUUGGUGGCGAUAUAGAGCUCCAAACGUGACGUAAAAUUUUGGGGUCCGGGCCGCAGCUUUUUAAGGGGGAAAUCGGUCCCGUUCUUGGCGCAGCAUUUACUUUGCGACUCCAAACUUUUGUGGAGCAUAGUACAGGUGCUGGCUUUCUAUUUAAAAAAAUAUAUAGUCCAUUGGAUUCAGAUCUGGCGAGCAGGCGGCCAUUUCGCAGGCGGGAUAAAAUCGGGAAAAUCAGUCCCAUUUCGGGUCCUGAGUCGAUUUUGCCUUGUGAGCCGGCGCUGAGUCCUGUUGAAACGCCAAGUUUGCAUUGCUAAGGUUCUGCUUAGCUCACGGAAGCACGACAAAAUAGAAAUUAACGCGGCGCUAGUAUUUUGUCCCAUUUAUUCACGAAAAACAUGGAAUUCUUGCCGCUGGCACAAAUUCCGCCUUAAGCAAUGACGACCCGGAUUUUGGUGGUAUUCAACGAUGGCCAACAGGCUAGGAGCCUCAUUGAAGCAGAUUCUAUCGUUCCGGUGGUUGUGUAUCCGCUAAAUAUUGAACCGCGAACUGAAUGCGCUCACGUCUCGGAGCUGCGGCCCACCCCUUUGACUUUCCGACAUUUUUGCGCUGUACGCACUUUCUCUCGACUUUAAAGAUCUGAAUUUUUUAGAGCUUGUAUGACAUGAGGUUGAGCUCGCCUUUGACUAUUCGGCCGAGCGAUCGGUCGCUGAUGUCAGUCUCAAGGGCAAGUUUUUCUUGAAAAUCGCGGAUUUUGCUGUGGGGGAUCUUUCGGUUGAAAGAAGCGCUGGCGGUGCGUUUUCUUUCACUUCCUGGGAGCUUACUAUCCGUAUCAAGCUCCUUGGGCCUCGUGAUUACUUUCGACACAACGUUCUUUCUAUACCGAGCAAAUUAACUGUUCGAACAGCUCCAAAAACAAGUCCAAAAUCGAGGUCCCUUUGUUUGAAGUUCAAAAAAGACAGGUCGAUUAAUCGACAUGGGCGUAAAAAUCAAACCACUAGGACAGAAAAACACAGAGAAUUUUGUAGUAAUAAACUUCUUUGGCUACACCUAACCAUUUUCGCGUCAGGACAAAUGAAAAAAAGUUUCCAUUUUUUUGGUACACCCUGUAAUAUCCUCUUUUUCACUGUCAUUUUGUCGGGAAAGUAAUGAGCGCAAUGCGGUCGUGUCACUGAAGAAAAAAGCAAUUUGAUUUUACCUCGAAAAAACAAUUCGUUUUUUUCUGCAGCGACGCCAGUUUGGAUGCUGUAUUGUGCUCAUUAUUUUCCCGACAGACUGGAAAAUCUAUGCACUUUUUCGCUCCAGGAAGUGCGUGUAUUUUUUUGGCCUUUUUUGCACCGCGCAGUGCAAGUUUACAGUCCCGGCGCGACGCCAUCCUUUUCGAACAUUUUUCACUGUGCAAUUUCAUUUGGUGCGCCCAAAAUUCGCGCCGACUCCGUUGAGAAAAGCUUGUGUCGCAGCGAUAUUGGCUCAUUAUUUUCCCAACAGACUGAUAUGUCAUCAAAAAAAGAAUCGUUUCAGAAUUCAAGAACCCCGAGGUUUGCGGCCGCAUUCUGCCCUUCAAAGCCAUGUGCAAACGGACCAUGAAGCCGUCCCACUACACGAUCCGAUGGGUCGCCAUCAACGGGCAUUGUGAGUCCUAUCCGUACGGCUACUGUCCCGAGGAAUACGACCCCGACGAGCUGAUCCUGAGUACGAAAGAGCAAUGCGAGGCGUUCUGCUCGCAUAAAUUGAAUGUUUUCUGA
Messenger RNA from Bursaphelenchus xylophilus (pine wood nematode), 5600 nucleotides. NCBI's taxonomy places the organism in Eukaryota, Metazoa, Nematoda, Chromadorea, Rhabditida, Aphelenchoididae. The record is from the annotation of a GenBank genome assembly.